AUGCAGCCGUUUUGGUUCUCCAGAUCGUCGUCGUCGUCACUGCCGCUACUCCUCGUGCUGCUGCUCCGGCUGUCCACGCCGAGCUUGGCACGGGCGCCGGUGUCCCGAACCAUCACCGUGCAUAGGCAAGGGCGAGGCGACUUCCGGACGGUGCAGUCGGCGGUGGACUCCGUGCCGGAUGGCAACCGGAACUGGAUCAAGAUCCAUGUAAAUGCAGGGAGCUACUGGGAGAAGGUCACCAUCCCACCGAAGAAACGCUACAUCUUGCUGGAGGGGGCCGGCUCGUCGAGGACGGACAUCAGCUUCAACGCAAACGCGCACGCCGGCAUCGACCAGAUAAUGCGCCGCCCGAACGUGAGCGUCGACGAGCUCUCGCCGACGUUCCGCAGCGCCACCUUCACCGUCCUCGCCGACAACUUCGUCGCCCGGGACAUCUCCUUCAAGCGAGGAGAACCAGGCGGUAGCGGCGACAAGAGCGCGUUCUACGGCUGCGAGUUCCACGGCUUCCAGGACACGCUCUGCGACUUCCGGGGGCGGCACUACUUCCGCCGCUGCCUCGUCCGCGGCGGCGUCGACUUCGUCUUCGGCUACGGCCAGUCCAUCUACGAGGACUGCGUGCUCGUGUCGGCCAUGCCGCCGGGGCCGCAGCCCGGGUGGCUGACCGCGCACGCGCGGCUCGACGCCGGGAGCCCCGGCGGGCUGGUGUUCAAGGGCGGCGCCGUGACGGGCACGGGCCGCAUCUACCUCGGCCGCGCCUGGAACGGAUACGCCACCGUCGUGUUCUACGGGGCGCGCAUGGACCACGUCGUCGUGCCGCAGGGGUGGCAGGCCUGGAAUUGCCAUGCACACGACAUGAUCUGGGCUAAAUUUCUUGCUUGGAGAAUUAAUACGUACUCCCCCUCUCGCUCCAUGCGCCGGCGGCCGGCCGGUUCAGCCAUGGCUGCCCCGGCGCUCCACGUGGCGAUCCUCGCCGCCGUCCUGCUGCUCCCGUUCCUCAGCGUGCCGGCGGAGGCGCAGACCAAGAAGUUCUGCCUCACCCAGUUCGCCAUCGCCAGCCAGGCCUGCGCCAUCCUGCCGCCCACCAGCCCGGAGCACCGUCACCACGAUCACGACGACGACGAGGACGAGGAUGAGGACGACGACGACGAGGACGAGGAUGAGGAUGAGGACGACGACGACAGCGGCGGAGGCGGCGGCGGCGGAGGCGGAGGCGGUGGUGGUGAUGAUGCUGGUGGUGGUGGCGAUAGUGGUGGUGGUGGUGAUAGUGGCGGUGGUGGUGGUGAUAGUGGUGGUGGUGGCGGCGGCGAGCGCAAUCAGAACAAGAAGAGCGACGUCGUCAGCAAGCCUGCGGCGUCGAGCGGCGUCGUCAGCAAAGCCUCGUCGCCGAGCGGCGGCGUCACCGGCAAACCCGCGUCUUCGAUGAUCACCGUCGUCGAGACGGAGGUGGACGCCGCCGAAGAAGACGUCGCGGUCGCGCGCCGCAACGGCACCAGGCGCUCCGUGGGGAACCACACCCGCAGCGGCGGCGGCGACGGCGUCACCCGCCACCGCCGCAGUCGCUCCAGCAGGCGCCGCCGCCGCCGCCACCGCCGUGGGCGUCUGCGCGACGGCGAGGACGGCGGCGACGAGGACGAGGAUGAGGACGAGGACGAGGACGAGGAUGAAGACGAGGACGAUGACGAUGACGACGAGGACGAUGACGACGACGACGACGACGAGGACAACGACCACCGCGCGUACAGGGACUGCUGCCGGUGGCUGAAGGAGGUGGAGCCGGACUGCGUGUGCGAGGCGCUGCUCCGCCUGCCGCCCUUCCUGGUGAAGCCGCAGCACAAGUACACCGUCAAGGUCGGGGACUCGUGCAAGUUCACCUACAGGUGCGGCGGAACCUGA
Panicum hallii is the source of this 1893-nucleotide messenger RNA. RefSeq lists its product as uncharacterized. Gene Ontology annotation, biological process: cell wall modification. The record is from RefSeq and is a predicted model, not a curated record. NCBI's taxonomy places the organism in Eukaryota, Viridiplantae, Streptophyta, Magnoliopsida, Poales, Poaceae. Bases 1 to 1893 code for a protein of 630 amino acids. Gene Ontology annotation, molecular function: pectinesterase activity. The transcript has 4 exons.